GCCGAGCGCGGGCUGACUUGGCUGCGGGCUGUCUACGGAGCGGCUGGGAGGAUGGGUCUCUCCGCCGCGGCCCUGCUGUGGGGCCUCCCAGGGCUUCUCCUGACCAUCGCCCUGCACCCGGCUCUCUCCCCGUGCCCCGCCCAGGCCUCCGUGCCCGCGCACCGGGACUACUGUGUCCUGGGUGCCGGGCCCGCGGGGCUGCAGAUGGCCUACUUCCUGCAGCGGGCCGGCAGGGACUACGCCGUGUUCGAACGCGCCCCGAGACCGGGCAGCUUCUUCACGCGCUACCCGCGGCACCGCAAGCUCAUCAGCAUCAACAAGCGGUACACAGGCAAGGCCAACGCCGAGUUCAACCUCCGCCAUGACUGGAACUCUCUGCUCAGCCACGACCCCCGGCUGCUCUUCAGACACUACUCCAACGCCUACUUCCCCGAUGCCGGCGACAUGGUGCGCUACCUGGGCGACUUUGCAGACCGGCUGGGGCUUCACGUGCUGUACAACACAACCAUUGCCCACGUCACUCUGAACAAGGAUCAACGGGCCUGGAAUGGCCAUUACUUCAUCCUGACCGACCAGAAGGGCCAGGCAUACCAGUGUAGCGUCCUUCUCGUGGCCACUGGCUUGUCAGUGCCCAACCAGGUGGACUUCCCUGGCUCCGAAUACCUGGAUGGUUAUGAGUCCGUGUCUGUGGAUCCCGAGGACUUCGUGGGUCAGAAUGUGCUGAUCCUGGGCCGGGGGAACUCGGCCUUUGAGACGGCGGAGAACAUCUUGGGUGUCACCAACUUCAUCCACAUGCUGAGCCGCUCCCGGGUCCGGCUCUCCUGGGCCACCCACUACGUCGGCGACCUCAGGGCCAUCAACAAUGGCCUGCUGGACACCUACCAGCUGAAGUCCCUGGACGGGCUGCUCGAGUCUGACCUGACGGAUCUGGCCAUUGUGAAGGACCUCGAGGGCAAAUUCCACGUCACCCUGAAGUUCUUCCUGGAGGAAGGCAACCGGAGUGCCGACGCCAUCCCCCUCCCCCAGGACGAUAACGACAACUUCGCCUUGCGCGUGGGCUACGACCGGGUCAUCCGCUGCCUGGGCUGGAACUUCGACUUCUCCAUUUUCAGCAAGUCCCUCCGACUCUCUGCAGGGGGUGAGCUCAGCAAGAAGUACCCCCUGGUGAAAGCCAGCUAUGAGUCCAAAGGGAGCCGGGGCCUCUUUGUCCUGGGGACUGCCAGCCACUCCGUGGAUUACCGGAAAUCUGCUGGGGGCUUCAUCCAUGGAUUCCGAUACACAGUGCGUGCCGUCCACCGGCUGCUGGAGCAGCGUCAUCACGGCGUCACCUGGCCCUCCACCAAGCACCCCAUCACACAGCUGGCCAGUGCCAUCAUCCGCCGCGUCAACGAGGCUUCUGGGCUCUACCAGAUGUUCAGUGUGCUGGCCGACGUGGUCCUGUUGGAGGAGAAUGCCACUGCUUUUGAGUACCUGGAGGAGUUCCCCAUGCAGGCGCUGGCCCAGCUGGAGGCAAUCACGGGAAGAAGGGCAAGGCACGGGCUCUUCGUCAUCAAUAUGGAGUACGGCCGGAAUUUCUCUGGGCCCGACAAGGACGUCUUCUUUUAUGACCGCUCUGUGGGGCACACGGAAGACGCCUGGCUGUCGAACUUCCUCCAUCCUGUCAUCUACUACUAUAGGCACCUCCCCACCGAGCAGGAGGUAAGGUUCCGCCCUGCAGGCUGGCCUCUGCCGCGGCCCACGGCCAUCCACCACAUCGUGGAAGAUUUCCUGACGGACUGGACGGCCCCGGUGGGGCACAUUCUGCCCCUGAGGCGCUUCCUGGAGAACUGCUUAGACACCGAUCUCCGGAGCUUCUAUGCAGAGUCCUGUUUCCUAUUCGCCCUAACACGCCAGAAGCUGCCACCCUUUUGCCAGCAGGGGUACCUGAGAACACAGGGGCUCGUGGGAACUGAGAGCCUCCGCCAGCACGGCGUGGAGAGCGGGCUCCUGUGGGACUAUGCCACUGUGGGCCGGGGGGUCAGCGGCCAGCAACCUGGCGACCACGGGCCAGGACAGCACCCUCUGGCUCCAGGGCCUCCGGUCUCGCCCUUCGACAGCAACAAAGAGGAGCUCUGAUGGCCAGGCUUCUCCCGCCCAGGCCCACAGUCGGCCCUGCCCUUUCCCCACAGUUCAGUGCUCCCACCGACAUGAUUGCCAGAGACACCUCAGAUCAUCGCAGUGACCGCACCAAAGCCACACGGAGGGCACGGAAGGGCUGAAGGGCGGCCACUCGGUGGUCUCCCCUCCUGUUCGGUUCAGAGGUGCCUGGGAAGUGGGGACCAGAGAAAGCAUCUUCUGCCAGAUGGAAGGGAGCUGCCUUCCACACCGGACUUGUCUGCAAAUGAGCUGUCACGGAACACCAGGCUGGCCUCACUUCUGUCCCCAUCAAGUGCCCAGUGGUUCCUUUUCCUUCCAGUUGUCGACUUAAAAAAUAUUCACAACCUAAAA
This is a messenger RNA of Lagenorhynchus albirostris (white-beaked dolphin), 2487 nucleotides long. It is a transcript of the gene FOXRED2, whose product is annotated as FAD dependent oxidoreductase domain containing 2. The transcript has 9 exons. Gene Ontology annotation, molecular function: flavin adenine dinucleotide binding; monooxygenase activity. NCBI's taxonomy places the organism in Eukaryota, Metazoa, Chordata, Mammalia, Artiodactyla, Delphinidae. Bases 52 to 2115 code for a protein of 687 amino acids. The record is from RefSeq and is a predicted model, not a curated record.